UUCGCUUUCGACCGAGCCGAGCCAUCGACGAAACCUGCAUACCACAGUCUGGGCCACAAUGGUCACCGCAUAAAGACAGCCUCUUCGACACCUACAACACUUGCUUGGCGCCGAUAACACCACACGAUCCUAAGUCUACCAGACUACCGCGGUGACUAGUAGUAGCUCGCCAAGCAAUCCGACCCAACAACCGAGCUACAUACACACACAAACAUAAUCCCCAGAAACCAUCACAAUGCCUCGCACACGGCCCGCCACGACGGGCUACGAACGCCUCGCCCAAGCCGACCAAUUCAGCGACGACUCGGACACAGAUGCCCUCGACUACAGCGUAGCCUCGCUCCAGCCCGCCUCCGCACCCCGUUAUGCAGCCAUCACGCAACCGCGCCCGCACUCGGGCAUGACCAGCCCCAAGAUGCCCGGCACCUCGCUCCGGCCCACCGGCGGAAGAAAGGUUAGCCGGGGAUCACGGCAAAGAAGCAACUCGGGCGUGGACCUCAAAGCCAUCAACGCGCGUCUGGAGCGCUGGGCCGAUGAGAUCGCCAGCAAGUUCAAGCGUGGCAAGAAGAAGGGUGGGGAAGAGGAUGAGCAGCUCGAGAUCCAUCAUACCGUGUUCCAGGCGCCCGAGGGCGUGAGGCCCGUCACCGCCGAGAUGCUGGCUAGGCCGGAGCCCGGGUACAUGACCAAGGCGGAGUUCGAGGCGAUUGUGGAUAGUGUGAGGACGGCGAUUGAGCAGGGGGUGCAUCCGUUGAUGAUCUCCCAGGGCAGCUCGGGGAGUUACUUUGCGAGGAAUACGGGGGGCAAGGUGGUGGGUGUGUUUAAGCCCAAGGACGAGGAGCCGUAUGCGGCGGGUAAUCCGAAGUGGAAUAAGUGGAUUCAUCGGAAUCUGUUUCCUUGUUGUUUUGGCAGAGCUUGCUUGAUUCCCAACCUUUCCUACGUCAGCGAAGCAGCCGCCUACGUACUCGACGCCCAACUCCGCACACACAUGGUCCCCUACACCGACGUCGUCUACCUCUCCUCCAAAUCCUUCCACUACCCAUUCUGGGACCGGUACAGCUACUCCCGGAACAAGAAAACACUACCCGCCAAGCCCGGCAGCUUCCAAGUCUUCCUCAAGGGCUUCAAAGACGCCAACCUCUUCCUUCGAGAACACCCAUGGCCAGACCAGUACCUUUCCGGGUUCCGGACCAAUGAUCCGCACCGGAAGAAAAAGAAGCGUUGGGUGGACAGCUGCCGUCCUGGCAGCUCGCCGGCGGGCGAGGGCGACAGCGACGACGAGAACGGCAGUCCAGUCUCCCUCACACCGGGCCCAGGCAACUUUGUCUGGACGCCCACCUUAAAGCAGGCUUUCAGGGAGGAGUUGGAGAAGUUGGUCAUUUUGGAUUAUAUCAUGCGGAAUACGGACAGAGGGUUGGACAAUUGGAUGAUCAAGGUGGAUUGGGAAACCCAGGAGGUGUCGAUAGUGUCGGAGCCGGUGCAUCUUAACACGAAUACCGAAGAGAGGGAAGAGGACGAUGAUGCGGCAGAACAAGGGCCGAGACCGGUGGACCUGAGCCAAAGAGGACCUCCUAAAACGAGGGCCUCCUAUCCUUAUAGAACGCAAAAGCCGAUGAAUGCUUCGACGUCGACGGGGGCGGCGAAUAACGACCCGAAGAUCACGAUUGGAGCUAUCGAUAACUCUUUGUCGUGGCCGUGGAAACACCCCGAUGCUUGGAGGAGUUUCCCAUUCGGGUGGCUUUUCCUCCCUGUUGACCUCAUCGGUCGACCAUUCUCCCAGAAGACACGAGACCACUUCCUCCCUCUACUAACAUCCACGGCCUGGUGGAGCCAAACCCAACUCGCCCUUAGACGAGUCUUCCAGCUCGAUCCCGACUUCCAAGAGCGCAUGUUCGCCAAGCAGAUUGCUGUCAUGAAGGGUCAAGCCUGGAACGUGGUCGAAACGCUGAAAACGCCCGACCACGGUCCCCUAGAACUGACUCGCCGCGCCAAGGUUUGCGUCUGGGACGACCUCGUCGACGUCCCCGUAGCCGUUCCCAUGAGGGCUCCCAGCGCCGAGAUGCGUCGGCAGGCCGCUGCCGCGGCUGACCGUGAACAACACCAAGGACAAACAGACUACUUCGUGCCCGGCCACAGGCCUAAGCCCACCAUCGACGAAGAAGAAAUGGACAUUGGCUUCGCCGGCAACUCAUCCAAGCCCGCGGUUGCUGAUCUCCUCGGUCUCGGCUCCAGCAGCAACACAGACCUUCCUCACCCCGGCCGGUUCGAGAUCGCUAGUCCCGCAGCAACCGACAACGACUACCCCCAAUCCCUACCAGAAGGCCACAUCUCCCCUCCUAACGGGACCACGGGAAUAAUCGACCACCCCCUCGCCUCGCCUCCCCGACGCAGCGAGUCCGACAACACCACAGCCACCCGAAAGCACUACCCCAUCUCCCUCCGGCCCCCAGCCAACGGCCUAAACAUGUACAACCCCGACCGUGACGGCUCCGCUGGCGCCGGUGCCGCCGGCCAAGCAGGCUAUCACGAGCGCCGUUUCAGCUUCGCUACGCCCGCGAGCCGAAAGGUCGGGAACACCAUUGCUAGUCAGAUGUACAGUACUAGUUACUCUCACAACGGGCAUGCGAGGGAAUGGAGUCUGGAGGGAGCCGGAGAAGGGGUGUUUGGUGCGUAUGUGAAUGUGAAUGGUGAUGUGGACGAGUUGGAUGCCGGAGGCGAUUUGGGGUACGCGGCGGCGGAGGGGAUGGAGGGGAAUCAGAGGAAGGUUAUUGUGGAGAGGUUGGAGGCUGUGAAGAGUAGGAAUCCGGUCUUUACUUGGUGUUAGAUGAUACAUGGUGGGGAUGGGUGUCUCUAGGAAAGGAGAGAAAAGGAGCUUGACAUGCUAGAUAUUGAUGGAUAAGUUCCGUUGGGAAAGUGUGGGAACUAGGUACUAUACAGACAGGGCAAAAUGAGAGAAAGAAGAAUAGUCAAGUCAAUGUGCG
Neurospora tetraspora is the source of this 2978-nucleotide messenger RNA. RefSeq names its product putative LSB6 protein. The record is from RefSeq and is a predicted model, not a curated record. Gene Ontology annotation, cellular component: plasma membrane; lysosomal membrane; endosome. The coding region runs from base 236 to 2821 and encodes 861 amino acids. Gene Ontology annotation, biological process: phosphatidylinositol phosphate biosynthetic process; endosome organization; Golgi organization. Lineage: Eukaryota; Fungi; Ascomycota; Sordariomycetes; Sordariales; Sordariaceae. The transcript has 3 exons. Gene Ontology annotation, molecular function: 1-phosphatidylinositol 4-kinase activity.